Conger conger (European conger) is the source of this 1385-nucleotide messenger RNA. It is a transcript of the gene kcnj6, whose product is annotated as potassium inwardly rectifying channel subfamily J member 6. Lineage: Eukaryota; Metazoa; Chordata; Actinopteri; Anguilliformes; Congridae. Gene Ontology annotation, molecular function: G-protein activated inward rectifier potassium channel activity. The transcript is spliced from 3 exons. Gene Ontology annotation, cellular component: plasma membrane. The record is from RefSeq and is a predicted model, not a curated record. The coding region runs from base 144 to 1385 and encodes 413 amino acids. Gene Ontology annotation, biological process: regulation of monoatomic ion transmembrane transport; potassium ion import across plasma membrane.
GAAAUGGUGAUAUUAACAACUCUUAAACGUCCCUCAACGUGAAUCACCAACCUUCGUGAACCUGGCAUAAUUGUAAAACGGUGGAUCAUGAAUGAAUGAAAGCAGAGUCUAUCAAUUAGGCUCAGAUUUGCCGAGAAGCCCCAAUGGAGCAGGAUGUGGAGAGCCCACUAACCAUCAGACAGCCCAAGCUGCCCAAACAAGUCAGAGAGGAUCUUCCCAAGCAGCUAGUUGACAAGGAAAGAGCCAAAAGAAAGAUCCAGAGAUAUGUCCGGAAGGAUGGGAAAUGCAACGUUCACCAUGGCAACGUGCGAGAAACCUACCGCUACCUGACAGACAUCUUCACCACACUGGUGGACCUCAAGUGGAGGUUCAACCUUUUUAUCUUUGUCCUGGUUUACACGGUAACAUGGUUGUUCUUCGGGUUCAUGUGGUGGCUCAUAGCCUACAUCCGAGGUGACCUGGAGCACAUAGGGGACAACCAGUGGACUCCAUGCGUCAAUAACCUGAAUGGGUUCGUCUCUGCCUUCCUGUUCUCCAUAGAGACAGAGACUACCAUUGGGUAUGGCUACAGGGUGAUCACGGACCAGUGCCCUGAGGGCAUCUUGCUGCUCCUGGUGCAGUCGGUGCUGGGAUCCAUCGUCAACGCCUUCAUGGUGGGCUGCAUGUUCGUGAAGAUCUCGCAGCCUAAGAAGCGGGCGGAGACCCUGGUGUUCUCCACGAACGCAGUCAUGUCCAUGCGGGACGGCCGGCUGUGCCUAAUGUUCAGAGUGGGGGACCUGCGCAACUCGCACAUCGUGGAGGCCUCCAUUCGGGCCAAGCUGAUCAAGUCCAAGCAGACCAAAGAGGGGGAGUUCAUCCCCCUCAACCAGACUGACAUUAACGUGGGCUACGACACCGGUGACGACCGGCUCUUCCUGGUGUCCCCACUCAUUAUCUGCCAUGAGAUCAACCAGCACAGCCCCUUCUGGGAGAUCUCCAAGGCCCACAUGGCCAAAGAGGAACUAGAGAUUGUGGUCAUUCUGGAGGGUAUGGUGGAAGCCACAGGAAUGACUUGCCAGGCGCGCAGCUCCUACGUGGCGAGCGAGAUCAAGUGGGGCUACCGCUUCACGCCGGUGCUGACACUGGAGGACGGCUUCUACGAGGUGGACUACAACAGCUUCCACGAGGUGUACGAGACCAACACGCCCACGUGCAGCGCACGGGAGCUGGCCGAGAUGGCUGCGCGGGCGCGCCUCCCGCUCACCUGGUCCGUAGCGAGUAAGCUCAACCAGCAGGCGCCGCCGGACGGGGAGAAAGAGCGACCGGAGAAGGGCGGACGCGAGGGCGAGGACCAGACGGAGCGCAACGGGGACAUCGCCAACGUGGAGAGCGAGUCUAAAGUGUAG